Molecule: messenger RNA, 5805 nt
Organism: Alosa sapidissima (American shad)
Lineage: Eukaryota; Metazoa; Chordata; Actinopteri; Clupeiformes; Clupeidae
Gene: rbm47
Product: RNA binding motif protein 47
Exons: 9
Coding region: 813-2675 (620 amino acids)
Cellular component (GO): nucleus
Molecular function (GO): mRNA binding
Source: RefSeq, a predicted model, not a curated record
GUCCAAUUAAGAGUGUUGAGAUGAAUCACUACAGGUGAAAUGUGAGGAUGAAGACAGGUUUUUUAAAGGUGUACUCCUAAGGAAUAAGGAACGGAAUGCCAACCUGGCUCUGAUCCACAGAGGGAGAGAGAGAGUGAGAGAAUGAAAGAGAGAGAGAAAGAGGGAGGGAGCACGUCAGGGAGGAUAGCAUUUCCACUCAGAACGAUGGGAAGGGAGGCUGCAUUCUGGUUUGGUGAGUUUCAGGGCAGGGAACACACACACACACAUACUCACACAAAGAGAACAGGUUCACAGACCAGCCCAGUCAGUGAGAAAUUACACUAAACAUUUCCUUCUGCAGAGGUUGAUUCGGAGAAGUCUUUCCCUCUGGCACACAUACUUUUUCUACCUCAGUGGAUAUUUUGACUACCCACUACUGUCUACUGUAUAUCUGUAAGGAGAAGCAACAGCAGGGAACUGAAAGAGAGAACAACAGAAACCAAAAGAAAAAAAGAAGAGAAACUGCAGAGGAGAAGAAGACUCUUGCUGCCACGGCAGGGAAGAGCUCAGUUGAGAGAAGACCCCCGAACCCCACACUGGGAAUCCAGUACACGAGAGACAAGCAGACGCGGCAGUCGAGGGGGGUCUGAAGAAUGACCCUGUUUGGAUGUUUGUCCUCCUCAGUUUGAUCACCAGGGGUAUCAGGACUUUGACUCAGCUUCACAGCUUGACUGCCCAGGUGAAGACAGUGAGUGUAGAAGCUGAGCAGGGUUGAGAAGGGAGAAGAGAAAAGGAAGGGGGCCGAGAGAGAGAGAACGCGAGAGUGUGUGUGUAUGUGUCAGUCACAGCACAUCACAGAAGGAGCUCUGAUUGAAUGUGUCAGAAUGACAGCAGAAGACUCCACCUGUCCCGUCGCCAUGAGUAAUGCAAGCGCCUCUUCCAGCACCAACCCUGUGGCCGCCAUCCCCGAGGGAGUGGCUGGAGCCCAGAAUGAAGCUGCCCUACUGUCCCUGAUGGAGCGCACCGGCUACCAAAUGGUCCAGGAGAACGGCCAGCGCAAAUAUGGACCUCCCCCAGGCUGGGAGGGCCCUGCGCCCCAGCGUGGCUGCGAGAUCUUUGUGGGCAAAAUCCCCCGGGACGUCUACGAGGACGAGCUGGUUCCCGUGUUCGAGUCGGUCGGCCGCAUCUACGAGAUGCGGCUGAUGAUGGACUUUGACGGGAAGAACCGCGGCUACGCCUUUGUGAUGUACACGCAGAAGCACGAGGCCAAGCGUGCCGUCCGAGAGCUCAACAACUAUGAGGUGCGACCAGGCCGGCUGCUGGGUGUGUGCGGGAGCGUGGACAACUGCCGCCUCUUCAUCGGGGGCAUCCCCAAGACCAAGAAGCGCGAGGAGAUCAUGGAGGAGGUGUCCAAGGUGACGGAGGGCGUGUUGGAUGUCAUUGUGUACGCCAGCGCUGCCGACAAGAUGAAGAACCGUGGCUUCGCCUUCGUCGAAUAUGACUCCCACCGCGCCGCCGCCAUGGCCCGCAGGAAGCUGAUGCCAGGACGUAUACAGCUCUGGGGUCACCAGAUCGCAGUGGACUGGGCCGAGCCUGAGAUUGAUGUGGAUGAGGACAUCAUGGAAACUGUAAAAAUCCUGUACGUCCGAAACCUGAUGAUGGAGACCUCUGAGGAGACGUUGCGCCGCAUCUUUGGCCAGUUCAACCCCGGCUGUGUGGAGCGAGUCAAGAAGAUCCGCGAUUACGCCUUUGUGCACUUUGCCAGCAGAGAUGACGCUGUGGUCGCCAUGGACAACCUGAACAAUACGGAGAUCGAAGGUUCCUACAUCGAGGUGACCCUGGCCAAGCCAGUGGACAAAGAACAGUACAGCCGCUACCAGAAGGCUACCAAGGGCUCGGGCAGCACAGCAGCCCCCAGCGAGACCAGCCAGCAGGGCUAUGUGUACCAGUGUGACCCCUACACACUGGCCUACUACGGCCACCCCUACAGCACCCUCAUCGGCCCCAACAGAGAAUACUUCACCAAAGGAAAUAUGCUACUGGUCCAUUCUGAAGUGCCACCUCUUGAAAACUAUACAGGUGCAGUGAGAGGCCGUGGCAGAGCAGGUGUGAGCAGCCGCACACCUGGGCCACGCGGGUCCUACCUGGGUGGGUACUCAGCAGGGCGUGGCAUCUACAGCCGCUACCAUGAGGGCAAGGGCCGGCAGCCAGACAAGCCCUACGAGCUCACACCAGGCCUGGAACUGGCAACCAUCAACACCGUGGGCAUGAAACCAGCUACAAUGGCUAUUCCAACUUUGGGGGCCCAGUACCCAGUGUUUUCCACCACCGGGGCCCCAAAGAUGAUGGACGAUGGGAAGAUUCAUGGAAUGGAACACCUCAUCAAUCCUCUCACUUUACAACAUGAUCACACCACUGCUGUUCUACCCUCUGUCUCAACACCACCUCCCUUUCAGGGUAGACCCAUAACUCCUGUCUAUGCUAUGGCCCACAAUAUGCAGCGCAUCCCCACAGGGCUGUAUGGUGCAGGCUAUGUUCCACUCACUGCUCAUACGGCCAACACGGCCGCUCUGGCCGCACUGCAGAAGAAUGCUGCUGUCGCUGCGGCAGCCUACGGAGGCUAUGGCUAUGUUCCUCAGGCGUUCCCCACGGCAACCUUUCAGAUGCCCCUCCACGACAUCUACCAGACCUACUGAUGGAGCCCAGAAGAAGUGUACUCAGCGACAAAAUAACCAAAACACUUUCAUGAAGAAUUGUUUAAGAAGUAACUAAAAGAAAUGAAGAAACAGCUCAUGGCCAACCAAAUCGACCAGACCCUUCCUUGGUUUUGACUUUUGCAUUACACAACCGAUGUGGAGAAGACCCAACUCCAACCCACACCCCACCCCAUAGUGAUAAGCAGCACUGCAUGUGCAUAUGAAUUAUUUGCCCCCUUAUUAACGUAGCUGUGAAAUCACAUUGAUGAAGCAACGUGACCUCACCAAACUAGCCAUCUCUCACCCAACCCCCAACUGAUGAAACCUUUCCAUCCAAUAGCCCAAAUGGUUUGUGACCCUCUCCAAACUAUGGAAUGUGACCUUAACUCCACCCUGCCAAAUCUGACCAUUCCAUGCCAGAUUUAAUCUGAUCCACAUGCCCCCACCCCACCCCGCCUACACACACACACACACACACACACACACACACACACACACACACACACACACACACACACACACACACACAACCUUCUGCAGUUUUGGCACCAUGAGCUUUGAAGGAGUUUAAGCAUCUAUACCGAUUGGAAAGCUGUGUUUAUGAGCUGCUCUUGGAGGUAGACUUUCCAUCAUUGCUGUUGUUGAACUUUUUCAGAGACAAAAGUUAGACAAAAUAAUGUCUUUACAAAUAUUUUAAGUCUCAAGGAACUACUGACAUGAAAUGUAAAAUUCAAGAGAAUUCUUAUGUCUUUUUGUCUGCAGUGUUUAUGCAGAGAUUUUAUCACAGAAGAUUAUGACUUCCACUUUUGAGUCAUCUUCCGUCCACUGGAUGAACUACUUUAUCUCAAUUUCUCAAUUUUUUUUCUUCUUUCAUAGAUAUUAUUGCUAUUGCUAUUAUCAUUUGCUGCUUGUUUGGUUUUAACAGAUUGAGUAUGAAGCUUUAUGUACUGGAAAAUGUGUCUUGUGAAACCCCAUGUCUCUGUUUGAGAACUGGAAAAAUAUCUAGAAAGUUUGCAUAAAAAUGCAAGUAUGCAAGAAAAGAACAACCAACAUUUCAGCCUUUCCAUAAACUUUCAAAAGUGCCUGUUUUACUAUGACUUCCUAGCCACCCUAACAAUUUGUAUAAAGAAGCAGUAAACAAAAGGUUUACUUGGAGACAGGCCCUGUGCUUGGCAUGGUGUGAUGAGACCCCCACAUGCCUGUGCCUUAGAUAGCGCUGUUCUGCAAGGUACACAUGUAUUGUGUGGCUCGCCAGCUACAGUAUGGCACAUCCAUUGUCAUUCCACCUGAGCUCAGAUUAUCAGCAGUUUUUUCAUCCUUGUGUGGUCAUCUGACUAUUGUCCAGAAGCCCAAAACAAAAUGCUACGAUGUGGCAACAGGUCACAAAUACUUGCUGACUGAAUGAUAGCAAGAAGGUUGACACAUACUCGUAAUACUGAGUUGGUAAGUGAACAGAGUAUUUCACAAUGUCAAAUCCUUGUGAAGAGCACUUUCCCAGUCAAGUGAAGUGAGCCCCUUGUGUUUGUUGUGACAUCUUUUCCCCCAGCUGUAACUUCAGCUUGACCUCAGGCAGCUGCAGUGCAGUUCCUCUAAGCUGACCAGCUUCAGCGACUGAAGCCUCCACAUGAGCUUAUUAUUGAGCUCCUCUGGGCUGGCAGCUCACUGUUAGUAGUCCUCUAGUGUAUUUUACUUUAGUCACUCCCACUGACACACUGAGAGUUCCCUGUGCGGGCCCUGAGAGAUUCUGGAAUGCUCUUAAUUCGUCCUGCUGGAUGUUUAGAAAUAUAUGUGUGAGCAGAGAGUGUGAAUGAGUGUGUAGUGUGAACAUCUCAUUGGCUUGCUGAUGUUUCUUGUGUUAUUGUUUGAUUAAAUCUGGACUUAACUGAGAGAGUAACAAAUACAAUGAAAGAAUGAAGAAAUACUGGUUGUGUUUCUUUCUACGCUUUCAGGAAGAAUUUUAUCUCUACAUGGUCUUAAAUAGGUUAACUGGACCAAAGAAAUAUCAUGGUCAUCUUUAUACUUUACUUUUAAUAUUUUCAUUUUUGCAUUUUUGUGUUUCCAAACCCAUGAAAUGGCUGUCUGAGGACUGAGCUUUAUGAUGCCUGGUCACCUUUGUAUCUAUUUCAGUCAUGCUCACUCUGAUGUGCAGAGUUUUGGUAUGUAUCUGUACUUCUGAAGUCUCACUGCUCACAGAAGAGUCCAUUCACAGUGAAACUGUUGUGUUGUAGAGAAACCAUGUUAGUGACAAGUGGCCACAUCACUGUCAAUUUAUUGAAUAACCACUGGCACCUGAUGAAGGAUCCUAUUCCAUGGUGUAUAUUCUUACAUGCAUGCCUUUGACACACACAUACACAAACACACAAACACACACACACACACACACACAGAGAGAGAGAGAGAGAGAGAGAGAGAGAGACACACACACACACACACACACACACACACACACACACACCUUAAGGGCUGUUGUCAGAGCUGGUGUGCCUUGUUGUAUUAUUGCAGUGUUGUUGAGAUUUAUUCUAUGACCUUUUGAGACUGGUAGACUUGUUUAUUAUCACAGAGUAAGGAUAUAUAUUUAAUAUAUGCUUCAAAUAUGUUGUGUAUGAAGUAAGAAGAAAAGCGAUAAUAUAUUUUAAAAGAAAUGUUUUUUCCUUCUUUUCCAUUCGCUUAUUUUAGAGAUGAAGCAAAAAAAAACAUGUUUGGUUUGCCAAAGUGUCCAAAUGUGUGAGCCAAGAGUUUGGUGAUGGAAUGGAUAGUGAGUCGAGUUGAGUAGCAAGCGAUUGGCCAGUCUGGUGUGGCUACAAGCUGGCCAAUCACGUCUCUAUCCCUAUUAUUACCUCACUCUCAUUGACAUCCUCCUCACCAGCAGUUUUCACUUGAAGUGCUUAUAGUCCCUGUUCUGACUACUUUAAAGAGAGAAUGGAAUACAAAACGAACAAUACAUAUUUUAGUGAACGUUUUUCAAAGGAUUGUAGUGUGUAAGGGUUUUUAGUGUGCCUUAUUGCCAAAUGUUCUAGAGUUUUUCUUUGUUGAACUAUUUUCUAUCAUGCAUUUGUUUGUUAAAAGCUUAUUUGGCAUUUAUGUAUUUAUAGUGGUUAAGUAGUUGAAUAAAGCAUUUUCAAAAACACAA